AUGGAAAUUCCGUAUCAUGGAGCGCACAUGAACAAAAAGUUCGCAGAUCAAAAUUGCCCCGCGGGCGGCCAAGCCAGGCUUGUUCGCAGGCUUGUGCGAGGGCCGACCCAUCAUCAUAUCGGCCCCGGCCUUGGGGAGGCUUCAAGGUAAAAUCAGGCUUUUUUUAUCACAAAAGUCAUGUUUUUGCUUAUUUUUUCACUCAGCGUCCAAGAGAAACUAUGAUUGAACAAGUAAAAAUAUAUUUUUGGUGAAAAUUUUUUUAUUGAAAUUAAACGUUUUUUUUCCUAGGUUGGACCGGUUCAAGCCCGCGCAGGCUUUUUUUCAAAAACAAGGUCCAAAGCCCGGACCGGGCGGUGUUUUUGGGUUUCGGACUUCAUUUUUGAAAAUAAAAAGUCUGUCAUUUUUUUUUAUCGAGAAAUUAUUUCUACUUGCUAAUUCAUAAUUUAUGUUGAACUAUAAGUGAAGAAAAUAACUUUUGUCUUUAAAAAAACAUAAUAUUUGACUUGACCUUUUUUCCUAGAGGCCUCCCUAAGGCCCGGCCGAGCUUUGAAAAUGGCCAGUGGGCCAAUAGGCUAGAGGGCUCGCGCCCAAGCUUGGGCCAAGCUCGCUUAAUUUUAAAAGAUUUUUUACCCUAUUUCGAUUGGCCCCUCGUUUCUCAUCGCGAAGUGAAAAAAAAAGAGUUUUUUUGCAGCGGCAGUUACCGUAUGAAAGGCAAAAGGCGUGCGACCGCGGCCAUGGAACAACAGCGAGGCAAAUGGCCAAACGACUCAAAACUAAUGGUCUUUAUUGGAUCGCAAACUCUUUCGACGCAAGUUCUUUUCUUAUGAAUAAAAGAAUUGAGUACAGAAACAGGAUUACGAGACGGCUGAGAGAUUCACUGAUAUUUAGGGUCGAAGAAAAUCUUAGAGCGUCAAGCUCUGUUGCGAAAAAAAAAUAGCUCUCGAGAUAACAGUUAUGUUUCAAAAAGUACAAAAAUGUCCACUUUUCAAACAAAAAUGGGUAUUUUUCACGCCUGUUCAAGGUGGCUGGACGUAUUACGGUAGUUUUCUGAAGCGUGACUUCUUUGUUACCUCGAAAGAUUGGUUCUAAAAAUUACAAUAAAGAAAAAAAAAUCAAAAACUUUCUCAGCUCCGAAACAGUUGGGCCGCCUUAGUACUGUCUCAAACAUGCGAGAUAACUGUAAACCCUUUCUAAACUACCGUAAUACGACAGGCCAUCUUGUACAGAUAUUUUGUGUUGUUUGGAAAAGUCGCGAUUGUAUAGCUGAUUCACGACUUUCACGACUGGCGUGAACCAUCGAAAAAAGGGUCCUGACACGAUAAUAAAAGACAGUGCCUGACUGGAGGAGAGAGCAGACAGGCCCCGCCCACGUAGCGUCCCAAGCCAGCCGUGAAUCGGCCGUAGGAAGAAGAAUUCUGAAAAAAAAUACACGCGAGAACGUUCUGCAGCCUUCUGAUUGGUUUGCCACGCCCUUUGCUGGCUCCUUGUUUUCGAUCUGAGUGACUCAACUAAAAUUAUGGAUCGAUGAAGUUUGAUUUCUUGGCAAGCGGACAAUGAUUUUCUUCAAAAAUUUUCGUUGAAAUAAAGAUCUUGAUAAACGUCGAUGAUUAUACAUUUUACUUGGCUAUUUCGAUAGAUUUUUUUGAAAGAAAGCUUUUUAGGAGAUUUCGUUUUUUUCAUACUGAAUCCGAAUCUGCUCUUAGAAGUUGGCACAGAAGCUUUUGAAAAAAAAUUCGAUCCAUUCUAACGCCAGAUAAAAAUAUUUUUUUCAGCUGAGAUAUGAUAUUUCAAAGUUACAAAAUUUACAAAUUGACAUUAGAUUCUAAUUUAGAAAUCCCUGUGAAUCGACAUGAUUUCAGUUUUAUUCACAGUCACUUUUAGCGGAGACCGUGCCACUAUCGGAAGAACACUUAUACAGUGUUAGAAUAAGAGUAGCUAUUACUAUUUUCGAAAGAUUGUAGAGAAUGUACAAGUAGAAAAGAAUAGAAAUGCAAAAAGAUUUGAAGACGGUCUGCGGCAGCGGCUGGAGCGGAGGAGCGGCGGCGCGUGAUCUGCUCGGAAGGCGUCGGACGGGGGCGGAGAGACUCCUUGUUCAUCGAAUCGAUGCCUCCUCGAGCAAAAUAUUGCGAAAGCGGAUGCGAGAACGAUUGGAGAAAAGAAGCAGAGUUCUCGACAGUUUCGAAGUUUGAAGUCAGUUAACAAAAUAGAAAUGGCCGCCUUGUCUCAAGCUUCUACAGUAGUCUCAUAAACGUUUUCGAGGUUUUAGUGGAUCUGUACAGUUUUUUCUCAGGUUUCACAUCAUCUUUCUAUCUUCUGGGAAACUUUCUUGAUUGAUAGACAAAUAAAUAAACCAAAUAUUUCAAGUUUAUUGGAAAAGAGUUUUCUAGAUAGAAGUUAAAAUUUCUCUUCAUGCAAAUAUCGAAGGUUUUGAUGAUUAGCUGUGCACUCGGCCUGAAGAUGAAGCGCCACUGCGUCAUCGAAGUAUGAUGAUAUCAAUAGAGUGUAAGAAACUUCUGUUCAACUGAUGAGCAGAAAAAAAAAGCUCGACGGUUUUACUGCGUCACAAAAUCCCGCCGUUUUACGAUAAGUUUCCGCGUAUUCGGCAGUUUCCAUCAAGCCCAUGACAGGGUUUAAGAUAAUGAGAUUUCGUUUCGGUUUUGAAUACACAGAUGACCGAAAACGUUGGGUAUUGUCUGGGAAGCGAAUUGUCUUUUUCGGUUCUCAUGUGCGGAAGCGUAUUGUGCCGAAACGGACAAAAGGCGUCGCUUUUUCUAAAGACGCAGCUGUGUUUAUCGAAAUGCGCCUUACGGGGUCAGUUCUGACUGUUGCUUUUCUUACAAGUUCCGCCGCGAAACAUCUGGAAAGUCCACAUCUGGCCAGAAAAGUUUGAAUGAGAUCAGGUUCAACUUUCGCCAAAUAUCUUCUAUUUUAAACAUGCGGCUUUUUGUUGUCGUUGCAUGAAAAAGGAGAAACUUCCAGCUCCAUAAGUUUCUAAUCGGGGUUAUACUAUUUUCAAGAAAAAAAAAUCCGUGGAUGUUUUGGGGCACAGAAGCAUUGAAUAACCUUAUAUUGAUUAAAACAGCUUUUAGCCUUGACGGAUAUCGAUAGACAGUCUGUAGUCUUAUGAGUUUUCCAGCAAUGCUUAAAAACGAAAUACUUUGCGGUUUUCCACCGAGCAAUAUAAAUGAACAGAGUUCUUCCUUCUAGACUAAACAUUUUCGAGACUUGUACUGAUUCUUGUCACUGGUGAAAAGAGCUGAAUUUUUUUUUUUCGAACGUUUUAGAACCAUACUGGCUGAAAUCCCUAGAUUUAACGAUGAUUUAUUUGGGUGAUUCGGUGAGUUUGCUAAAUGCCAUCAAUAAGUCUCAAACGAAAUUCGAGUUUUUACAAAUACCAUAUCCUUAUAGAAACCGAAUAUGCGGACCCACAUUUUUAUCAAAAAAAGGCUAGAUUUUAUAGAAUUUGACUUUGAAAAUUUUUUUGUCGAUAGCAGUCUGUAUUCUUUUUUUCUCGUUCUUUCAAAGUACACAAAAAUUGAAGAAGGGCAAAGAAGUUUUGAAUUCACAUUUUCAACUUGAAAGAAGGCCGAAAGUUGUCGCCCCUUUCACACUUCGGCACCUUUCUUUGGCCGACGCGAAAAAUGGCGCGAAGCAGUCUGGGAGAAAAAAAAGCAGGAAAUAGGAUGAUAUUCAACUUUCGAGGCUCGGGGGCCGUGAGUCAGAGGUGAUCAGAAGCCUCAUUGGGAUGCGUGAUCUGCAUGAAUCAUCUUCGUCACCUGCACUCGGAAAGUUCCCUGCACGACUUGACCGGUGACUUUGCUGACAUUAAGAAUAAUGGGAAAGAAAGAUGCGUGAGGCUCUCGAAUCAAGAAAACUUUUGUGAAAAGAUAGUUCAUUUGAGUUGUUUUUGGAAGUUUCAGAGUCUUGCUCAAAAACUCUUCCAGUCUAGAUGGAAAUCGCUCAUUACUUGUUAAAAAGCUCUUUGGUUUGUAGAUAUGAAGGUUCCUAGUUUUUAUUUUUGUUUCGAUCAUAUCAAUUAACGAUGAGCAAACGUUUAAAAUUUUGCGCAGGUAGCAACUAUGAAGAAUUUUCAUUCAGACCUUCAGACCCUCAAGAGGGUUUGAAAAUAUUUUUAUAAAAAACAUACCCAAGCAGAAUCUGACAAUGUUCUUCUAAAGAAAGUCCAAUUCAACAGAUUUUCCCCUCCCCGUCCUCAAGGGUCGCAGUCGGUCUGGCGCUUCUGUUGUUGCGUAAUCGACGUGCAUUUGGCUCGUUAAGACGACGUCUGUCAUCAUUGCACAAGAAUAUUGAAAACACAGUAACCCCAAUGUAUGGGUCGUAUUUUUCGAGACGUAUUUUUUCACCCUGUUUUUAUUUCAGACCUGAACUUCUGUACAAACGUUGUUUCUAAAAACAGUCAUUUCUCACGGCGCUUUUCAAAAUAACUAAAAUCAUGAAGCGAAAAAUACUUGAUAAUCAAACGGUUUUUUGUUUCUUGUAAUUUAAACGACUGCGGUUGAGGUGAGAAAAAGAUCAGCGAAACUUGCCCGGGGCAACAUUAAUUUGGUCGAAUCGCUGCGCUUUUCUGAUUCCCUGAAGCUUCUUGGUUCUUUUUAUAUUGAAACCAAAUCAAAUAAAAAUAAGAUAUUCAAAUUCUUGUAUUUAAUGUCCCCGAUUGCAUAGAUAGUUAUUGAAUAAAUAUAUUUCAAAUCACGGAAAUCUCAUAAAUAAUAUCUUGAGCUGAAUAAAAUUAACGCGUUAUCUAUAACAACACUAACUUCAAAGCUCAAUUCUUGGAGCUUGAUCAAUUUAUAAUAUGCUCAUCACCAAACUUAACAAUGAAUAUAACUACGAGCUCGAAUUUAUUAAAGAUUCAAAUAAAAAAAUAUAUCAAGGGAACAUUAUAGAAUCUCUAACUGCUGCUCAAGAUCAGAAGAUUUCCUUGAACUAAUAAGAAUUUCAGGGAUUCCUUUCAAAGUAAUGACUAGGACAUCGAAAAUCUGACCAAGGCUGUCAAAAUAGAAUCAAUUGCAAGAAUAACUUCCAAAUCUCAUAGUUAUGUCAUUAUGAAGACCAUCGAGCAAAUACUUCAACCAAAUUCGUUGUCUCGAAGAAUAAAUAAAUUGUUCUUUUCCAUCCCAAUUCUGUUUUCCUCAGUCUCUCACCACAGAUCACUUCGCCCAUAUAUAUUCCAUAACACCUUUUUCUUGCAUCUCUGACCAAUCAUCUUUUUCUUUCCUUUUUAUACUUCUUUUCUUCCUUCAUAGUAUUUCUCUCAUUUCAAAUGGAUGGGCCUAAUUACUGGACGGCAUUCAAAUCGUUACACCUCCUGAUGAAAAGAUUUUCAGACAAACUUUAAUGAGCUAUUUUGAAGACAUAGACUGACAUCACAUGCAAAAAAUGUUUAAUUUGACUUUUUUUUUACGGCGAGGACAGCCUCGAGUCUUUCAGGGAUCACGUUGACCACUGGUCCCAGGUAUUUCAUCGUGCUCUAAGUCUUCAGAGAGCUUAACCUUUAAAAAUGACUCAAGUCAGUCUUAGUCUGCAGUCUGGCCAAAAACAAAGCCGAAAAAAACGCAUGACAGACACAUUUUUCCUUGUUUGUGUUUAUUUAUACAUAAAUAUUGCACGCGCAACAUUUUUUAGCAAUCUGAUCAUCAAUCAAUCAAUAUUUAUUGGUUGUUUUAGUCAGAUGGAAUCGACUAGGCGGUGAAAAAAUUGCUCUUUUGAGCGGCACUAACACCGCCUUUGGCGAGAAAGAAGUCAAAACAUGUAGUCGAUUGAAUUGAAAGCAUGAUCUUACGGUCCUUCGCCUCGUUCUUCCACAAGUAGAUCCCUCGGUUUCGCGUGUACGGGCACGGCGGGGAUGGUAGGGCUCGGGCACGGACGCCGUGUACACUCUAGGGUAGCCUCGGCCGAUUGAGAGAGCUACCACUUCGAGUGAAGAAAAUACACGGAGUACACGGAACCUUUUAAUCAAAUGCAGGAUUUUUUCGAGGACCUAGAAUUAAACUAGAAAAUCGUUUGAUACUUCAAAAGAGUGUCUAGGGGAUUAUCGGCUUUUACCUUGGCUCCACAAUCGACUUCAACUGGCGAUACCUGCUUUUUUAUACCAAGGCGGCCAUCAACUUCGUGGAGUGAAUCGAUUUGCAUACGAUCGAUCCCCAUUUCUUUUGUUUCUAAGAGCCUUGUGCAAGUACACAGGCCUUUUGAAUAAUGUGAACCUCUCUGACUUCAAAAAAAGACACCUCAAAAAAAGUCGAUUCAUAUGAAUUCUGCGCCUUAAGGUUUGGUUGCAACAGUUUUUAAAUAUCUUCUCGAACGAGACAAAAAAAUAAAUUAUGCAGAUUGGUCUCCGCCUGAGCCAUUUUUUUGAAACUGAAGAGACUUCGUAAUAAAAUGUUUCCGAACGCUCGCUUUUUUGAAAAUAUUCCAUCAAAAUGAUCUCGGGGCUCCCAAAAUUUUGACUGCAAGUUUGAGCUUCUUUAAAUGCAUUCGAUUUGACGAAGGCAUUUGCUCUUUUUUUCCGGCCUCUUCGAUUUGAUAAAAAAAGACAUUGAUUGGCUGAUUUCCUUCAGCUAUAGUAGAAGCUCCUCCGAACUUCAUCCGACAGCCUCAACCGACGGUCAGCGGAAUGCCCCGAGGCGAGGAACGCGGCGGAAGCGGCAAAAUGUUUGUUGAAGCCCAGGAAAAACAGCGGCCGACAAGUCUCGACUCAAACUCGGCUGGCGUCUCUCGCCUUGCGGCGCUAUUUCCCGUCCUCCGUGUACAGAUAGGCACUCGCCGGUUGUUCUUCGGGGGGCCGAUUCAUCGAUUUUUCCUGCAAACGCGGCGCACUUGUCGUCCGAGCUGAUCCCGUCAGUUUGACCUUCUGAUAGGAUCAGUCCUGUCAUUCUAUUUUGACAUUUGAAACUCUUCUUUCAUUUUCUCGCUCAAAUUGUUAAAAGAAACGAAUCGGACCAAACUUCGAAAAGAAAAAGUGAUUAUCCAAAACAGAUACCUUGAAGUUUUUGAGCAGUGUAAAAGGUAUUAGGAAGUUAUUUUUAACCGUAAGAAAGUUAGAAUGGACACAAGAACUGAAUCUUCCUCCACAAAAGUGCUUAAUUUAGAUUGCUGUUUAUAAAUUUUUUGCAAUUUCGCUCAGUCUUGCUGCAAUUUUGAAUGUGAAUCCGUCCCAAUUUCCGGUGUUAGUUUUGGCGAUAGAGAUUCUCAAAGUUGAUCCUUACUUGCCAACGAUACCACCUACUAACUACAUUUUUUCGGGAUGCGACUCUGAGAGUUUUAGUGACCUUCAUUUUCAGCUCUUUCUUUCAGUUUUUUUCUCAUCAUCUGAUUUAAAGUCAGAUUUCUCGUAUCUCUGCAGAAUUCUGUUCAUUUGGUCUUUUCCUCGAGUUCCGAUUGAGCAAUAUUUUCAUGCAAAACUGUUCCUUUCAAAAGGACACUUGUUUUAUCAAUGGAGGUUUUAAAGUAUUUUAGGGCCGUUGAAUAAAUAGGUGUUGACUCAGUUCUUUCUGUCUCUUUCGAAUAGAUAACUUCCCCAUCGGCAUGUUAUUGACUACUUUCGUAAUUAACAGAGUGCAGUUUUUAAUGAAUUAGGGCAUUUUCUUAGAAUCCCUGGGAGUUAUUGGAAGUUGUGAAAAUUAAUGAGUUCCUCUUAUACUCUAUUCAAUUUGGUUCUUUUUUCAACAUUUCUACCGAGUACAUAACUUUUCUAAUUGCGUUUCUAUUUUCGAUUGAAAGGCCUGACAUAUAUUUAAAAAUAUAAAGGGAUAUAAGCUUGAAAUUGAUUUUUCUUUUUUUCUCAAAAAGCCGUUCUUUGUUGAUUCUAAAGGGACCAAAGGAGGCUCUAAUUUUUCAAUUAUAUUUUAAUCAAAAAGAAGAAAUAUUCACUUUUUGGUGUUGCUUUAAUCGAUAUUGUUGCGAUGUUGCGAAUUUGAACGCGAUUAUGCAAAAAAAAAUUGGCGUUUAACCAGUCACACAGUCUUCCAUAUGAUUUUGCUGUAGGGCGGAUGGAAACGAAACGGCGAUCGGCAGAGGAAGAACAAGAAUUGGACAGAAAGAUCGCCCUCAUUCGGGAAAAGAACCUAAAAAUCGAGCAGCGGACCAAGGUUGUCAUUUUUUCUCGAGGGCGGUCAUGAUUUUUGAAGAAUUCAGGAGAUAGCAGAAGACCGUGCCAGAAACGAAGACAGUCCAAGCAAAACUCCAAAGGUAAACUGCGGCCAAAUCCAAAAGUAGCCUCGAAGAAAAGAUUUCAGUCUGCGCAAGACUCGCAGCCGAAGCGGAAGUCAUCGCAGGAGAACGGCAAGUGGGACAGGGAAUGGGACCACGGAAAGACUCCGUCAGUCGUUCAAACUGGGGAUCUAACCUGUUUGAGACUUCAGAGCGGAGACAUGGCGUGAGAAUGUCCCACCGAUGGACCUGAAGAACAGACUGGCCGGCCGCGGCGGAGCCCUCGGAGCCUCUGGAGGAGCUCAUCGCGGACGCGGAGCCCAGCGAGGUGGAGCUCCGAAGGAGCAUCGGGAGCCUCGGGAAGGACGACACAACGGGAACAACUCACCAAAGGUUGGGUUUGGGAUAUCAAGCCAGAUUUCAGCGUAGAAUCCAGGAAAAAAUUCGAUGAGCCUCUGGAAAAAGAAAGAUCCUCAUCGUUUAAAACUAUGAAAAAAUCUAGCUAUACUAAUUUCGUCAAAACUUGAAAAAUGCUGACUUUUCUACGUAUUUUUUUGCUCGCUUUUCAAACUUGCGAAUUUUGAGAAAAAUUGAUUAUAAUUUUUUUAGUUAUCAAAUCAAUUAAAAAUCUAUUCUCGUGGUGACUCAACGUUUAAAAAAAUUGCUAAUGAUUUCAUUUUGACUCCACUGAUUUUAUUUUUGGUUACAAUAGUGAUUCGAGAUUGUUGUGAAUUGUUGUUUUGUGAAAGCUAAAGGAUUCUAUUUUUCUAUAAUCGAGAGUAAACGAAGCUGAACAGAUGUGGUAAAAAAAUAGGAUCAGCUGAAAUUUUUUUUCAAUUUUUAAUUUAUUUUUCAAAACGAGGAUGAACUGAACUACAAUGAAAUACAGGAUAUAAUGAAAUGGAAUAUUUAAAAGAGCGUGAAAAUUCAACCGGAGAAAAAACUUCCGGUGGGAAAUAAAUGUCGAAAGUCUUGCCAUAGUUGGCAAAAAAUGUUUUGAAAUUGUGCUCCACGGUCGUACCUUUCAAGCGAGACCCUGGCGCCGUCUUUUCGAAAAUUUAAAUAUAUAAACUUCUGAAUAAUCAACAAGUUGUCCGUGGAGCACUCAUUCAAAUCAUAUUUUGCCAACUAACGGCUGGAUUUUUGUAGCCGCUUACUCUAAGGCUGAGAGUCUAAGCUGACCCAACCAUUUUCAAGCGUGCCGAUUUAGCGAACAUUGAAUCAUAUACCCGGUAGAACCGUUGAUUUCAGCUUCCGGCAAACUUGGAAGGUCGCGUUACAAUGCCCACGACUGGUGUCAACGGCCGAUCUCAGCCUCGACAAAAUCGCGGCGGUCGAAGAAACGGUGGAACUCAGAGAGAAGUGGCUGUUCGUGGCGAGAAGGUCGUCGUCAGUCUCCGGACCUCGGCCGAAGGAGAAAAACCGGAAAAAACGAAGCCACACAAGGGAGCCGCCGUUCCUGGCAAGGAAUCCAAGGUUUUUAGCUUAACUGUGUCGGAUAAAUGGUAUUUUUGUUGAGGAGAAUCCGAGAAACGGAAAACCGCGUCCUCGAAGGGAAAGCGACGGAUAUGCGGUGAAAAAAGUCGUCCGACGACUCAUCGAUGACGUCUGCAAAAUGGAGAAACAACUCAAACGAAGAGAGAGACAAAACCUCAUCGUCGAGGAUGCAGAAGAAGAAAAAGAUCAAGAUGCGGCGCAGAAACCAUCUGAAGUUGUGGAGGAGAAGACGUCAGUUCUGGCGGAACAAAAACCGACAGAGGAAUCGAAAGUGGAAGAUCAGGCGGUUGAGAACGGAGCAAAAGAAGAAGAAGAGGUGAAGAAAACGGAGGCCGACGCCAACCAGAACGUCAUCACACUCGUUCCCGAAAAAGUCGCUAUCCUUGAACUUUCCUCUGCUUGA
Molecule: messenger RNA, 10069 nt
Organism: Caenorhabditis auriculariae
Lineage: Eukaryota; Metazoa; Nematoda; Chromadorea; Rhabditida; Rhabditidae
Source: the annotation of a GenBank genome assembly